Nannospalax galili (Upper Galilee mountains blind mole rat) is the source of this 876-nucleotide messenger RNA. It is a transcript of the gene Dcxr, whose product is annotated as dicarbonyl and L-xylulose reductase. The coding region runs from base 61 to 795 and encodes 244 amino acids. The transcript is spliced from 8 exons. Gene Ontology annotation, biological process: glucose metabolic process; xylulose metabolic process. The record is from RefSeq and is a predicted model, not a curated record. Gene Ontology annotation, molecular function: L-xylulose reductase (NADPH) activity; carbonyl reductase (NADPH) activity. NCBI's taxonomy places the organism in Eukaryota, Metazoa, Chordata, Mammalia, Rodentia, Spalacidae.
CCGCCCUCGAUCCCGAAGUUCCGAGUCCACCUCGCAGGCGCACGACCAGGCUGAGCCACCAUGGACCUGGGGCUUGCGGGCAGGCGGGCGCUGGUGACCGGCGCGGGCAAAGGCAUCGGGCGCAGCACUGUCCAGGCGCUGCAGGCGGCGGGUGCAAGUGUAGUGGCCGUGAGCCGGACACGGACGGACCUCGACAGCCUGGUCCGCGAGUGUCCUGGUGUGGAGCCGGUUUGCGUGGACCUAGGGGACUGGGAGGCCACGGAGAAGGCUCUGGGGAACGUGGGCCCUGUGGACCUGCUGGUGAACAAUGCUGCGGUAGCACUGUUGCAGCCCUUCCUGGAGGUCACCAAGGAGGCCUGUGACACGUCCUUCCAGGUGAACUUUCGGGCUGUCAUCCAGGUGUCUCAGAUUGUGGCCAAGAGCAUGAUAGCCCGGGGAGUCCCAGGGGCCAUUGUGAAUGUCUCCAGCCAGGCCUCUCAACGUGCACUGACCAACCAUAGUGUCUACUGUUCCACCAAGAGUGCCCUGGACAUGCUGACCAAGAUGAUGGCCCUAGAGCUUGGGCCCCACAAGAUCCGUGUGAAUGCAGUAAACCCCACAGUAGUGAUGACACCCAUGGGCCGGACCAACUGGAGCGAUCCCCACAAGGCCAAGGUUAUGCUGGACCGAAUCCCACUUGGCAAGUUUGCUGAGGUGGAGAAUGUGGUAGACACCAUCCUGUUCCUUCUGAGUGAUCGAAGUGGCAUGACCACAGGUUCUACUGUGCCAGUGGACGGGGGCUUCCUGGCCACCUGAGUCCCCUCCACCUGUACAUCAGUCAGCACUGUGCUUAGAACGGUGUCCCCUAUACCUAUAAAAAACCUGAUUCUCUGUCCA